Messenger RNA from Phacochoerus africanus (Common warthog), 4583 nucleotides. RefSeq names its product Janus kinase 2 (gene JAK2). The coding region runs from base 798 to 4193 and encodes 1131 amino acids. The transcript is spliced from 25 exons. Gene Ontology annotation, cellular component: cytosol; cytoskeleton; membrane. Gene Ontology annotation, molecular function: histone binding; cytokine receptor binding; non-membrane spanning protein tyrosine kinase activity. Gene Ontology annotation, biological process: intracellular signal transduction; peptidyl-tyrosine phosphorylation; hemopoiesis. NCBI's taxonomy places the organism in Eukaryota, Metazoa, Chordata, Mammalia, Artiodactyla, Suidae. The record is from RefSeq and is a predicted model, not a curated record.
ACGCUCUGGGGCAGCUGCGGGAAUGUCCGUGCACACCCGCGGGGUUCCUGUGAAGCCAGGGCCCUGGGUAGCCAAUCCCCCUCGCCCCGUGACGCGUGCUGUGAGAAGCCCCGCCUGGGUGGAGCUGCGCACGCGCAGUCGCGGAGCGCGCGCCAGGCCCCCGCCCCCGCCCUGCUGCGCCGCUGCCUCAGUCAGCCUGGAUCUGGUAGCCGGACUGGAGGCCUUCUGGGAGCUUGAGUCGCACGUAAAUAGGGCUUUCUAGCCAGAGUCGCCUGCGGCGCUGCGAAGAAGGUGUAGCCAGGGAGAGGGUGGAGCCAACGACUGUGACGGGCUUCCCGGCUGCCCGAAGUGGGAGUGGUGGGGUUGCAGGAAGGAGAGAGGAAGAGGAGCAGAAGAGGGCAGCAGCGGCUGCCACUAACGGCCUCCCUGGGCGCUGACAGGCUGGGUCGGCGCCCAGUUCGCUGGGCAGUUCGUGCCGCCGCCUCGGCCGCUCGGCCCCUGGCUCGGACUUGUGGCGCGGGGCGAGGCGGAGGGCUGCUGUCGCCGCGCAGGCAGAGGCCCGGUCCUCGCGGCCGAGGCAUGUGAGUGGGAGCCGAACCCGCACCGGAGAGCCCCGGAGGGCCCAGCCUUCGGACGCUCGGACCCUUGCUCCCUCCGGGGUCUUCGCGGACCGUGGCUGGCCGGAAGCGUCGGGUUUCGGAAGCAGGCAAGGGAAGAUGUGAUCUGUUUCUCUUCUGCAGAAAAAGAGGCCCUUCCUCCCCUUCCCGCGAAGCCAAAUGUUCUGAAAAAGAUUCUGCAUGGGAAUGGCUUGCCUCACAAUGACGGAAAUGGAAGGAACAUCCACAUCUCCUGUACAUCAGAAUGGUGAUAUUCCUGGAAAUGCUAAUUCUGUGAAGCAAAUAGAUCCAGUCCUACAGGUCUAUCUUUAUCACUCCCUUGGGAAAGCUGAGGGGGAUUAUUUGAAGUUUCCAGCUGGAGAGUAUGUUGCUGAAGAAAUUUGUGUUGCUGCUUCUAAAGCUUGUGGAAUCACACCUGUGUAUCAUAGUAUGUUUGCUUUAAUGAAUGAAACAGAAAGGAUCUGGUAUCCACCCAACCAUGUCUUCCAUGUAGAUGAAUCUGCCAGGCACAAUGUACUCUACAGAAUCAGAUUUUACUUUCCUUACUGGUACUGUAAUGGCAGCAACAGAACCUAUCGGCAUGGAAUAUCUCGAGGUGCUGAAGCUCCUCUCCUUGAUGACUUUGUCAUGUCUUACCUUUUUGCUCAGUGGCGACAUGAUUUUUUGUAUGGAUGGGUAAAGAUACCUGUGACUCAUGAAACUCAGGAAGAAUGUCUUGGGAUGGCAGUGUUAGAUAUGAUGAGAAUAGCCAAAGAAAAGGAUCAAACCCCACUGGACAUCUAUAGUUCUGUCAGCUACAAGACAUUCUUACCAAAAUGUGUUCGAGCAAAGAUCCAAGACUAUCAUAUUUUGACAAGGAAGCGAAUAAGGUACAGAUUUCGCAGAUUUAUUGAGCAAUUCAGCCAUUGCAAAGCCACUGCCAGAAACUUGAAACUUAAAUAUCUUAUAAAUCUGGAAACUCUUCAGUCUGCCUUCUACACAGAACAGUUUGAAGUAAAAGAACCUGGAAGAGGUCCUUCAGGUGAGGAGAUUUUUGCAACCAUUAUAAUAACUGGAAACGGUGGAAUUCAGUGGUCAAGAGGGAAACAUAAAGAAAGUGAGACACUGACAGAACAGGAUUUGCAAUUAUAUUGUGAUUUUCCUGAUAUCAUUGAUGUCAGUAUUAAACAGGCAAACCAAGAAGGCUCAAAUGAAAGCAGAAUUGUAACUAUUCAUAAGCAAGAUGGCAAAAGUCUGGAAAUUGAACUUAGCUCAUUAAGAGAAGCUUUGUCUUUUGUAUCGUUAAUUGAUGGAUAUUAUAGAUUAACUGCAGAUGCACAUCAUUACCUUUGUAAAGAAGUAGCACCUCCAAUGGUGCUUGAAAAUAUACAAAGCAACUGUCAUGGCCCAAUUUCAAUGGAUUUUGCCAUCAGUAAACUGAAGAAAGCAGGUAAUCAGACUGGACUCUUUGUACUUCGAUGCAGUCCUAAGGACUUUAAUAAAUAUUUUCUGACUUUUGCUGUUGAGCGAGAAAAUGUCACUGAAUAUAAGCACUGUUUGAUUACCAAAAAUGAGAAUGGCGAAUACAACCUCAGUGGUACUAGGAAGAACUUCAGUAACCUUAAAGAUCUUUUGAAUUGUUACCAAAUGGAAACUGUUCGUUCAGACAGUAUAAUUUUCCAGUUUACUAAAUGCUGUCCCCCAAAGCCAAAAGAUAAGUCAAACCUUCUAGUCUUUAGAACCAAUGGUAUUUCUGAUGUGCCAACCUCACCAACAUUACAGAGGCAUAAUAAUGUGAACCAAAUGGUGUUUCACAAAAUCAGAAAUGAAGAUUUGAUAUUUAAUGAAAGUCUUGGCCAAGGCACGUUUACAAAAAUUUUUAAAGGUGUAAGAAGAGAAGUAGGAGACUAUGGUCAACUGCAUGAAACAGAAGUUCUUUUAAAAGUUUUGGAUAAAGCACAUAGAAACUACUCAGAGUCUUUCUUUGAAGCAGCAAGCAUGAUGAGCCAGCUUUCUCAUAAACAUCUGGUUUUAAAUUAUGGAGUAUGUGUCUGUGGAGAGGAGAAUAUUCUGGUUCAGGAGUUUGUAAAAUUUGGGUCACUGGAUACAUAUCUGAAAAAGAAUAAAAAUUCUAUAAAUAUAUUAUGGAAACUUGAAGUGGCUAAACAGUUGGCAUGGGCCAUGCAUUUUCUAGAAGAGAAAACCCUUAUUCAUGGGAAUGUGUGCGCCAAAAAUAUUCUUCUUAUCAGAGAAGAAGACAGGAAGACAGGAAAUCCUCCCUUCAUCAAACUUAGUGAUCCUGGCAUCAGUAUUACAGUUUUGCCCAAGGACAUUCUGCAGGAGAGAAUACCAUGGGUGCCUCCUGAAUGCAUUGAAAAUCCUAAAAAUCUAAACUUGGCAACAGAUAAAUGGAGUUUUGGUACCACUUUGUGGGAAAUCUGCAGUGGAGGUGAUAAGCCUCUGAAUGCUUUGGAUUCUCAAAGAAAGCUACAGUUUUAUGAAGAUAGGCAUCAGCUUCCUGCACCAAAGUGGACAGAAUUAGCAAAUCUUAUUAAUAAUUGUAUGGAUUAUGAACCAGAUUUUAGACCUUCUUUCAGAGCCAUCAUACGAGACCUUAAUAGCUUGUUUACUCCAGAUUAUGAACUACUAACAGAAAAUGAUAUGUUACCAAAUAUGAGAAUAGGUGCCCUAGGGUUUUCUGGUGCAUUUGAAGACCGAGACCCUACACAGUUUGAAGAGAGACACUUGAAAUUUCUACAGCAACUUGGCAAGGGUAAUUUUGGGAGUGUGGAGAUGUGCCGGUAUGACCCUCUACAAGACAACACUGGAGAGGUGGUGGCUGUGAAAAAGCUCCAGCACAGUACUGAAGAGCACCUCAGAGACUUUGAAAGGGAAAUUGAAAUCCUUAAAUCCUUGCAGCAUGACAACAUUGUAAAGUACAAGGGAGUGUGCUACAGUGCUGGUCGGCGUAAUCUAAGAUUAAUUAUGGAAUAUUUACCAUAUGGAAGUUUACGAGAUUAUCUUCAAAAACAUAAAGAACGGAUAGAUCAUAAAAAACUUCUUCAGUAUACAUCUCAGAUAUGCAAGGGUAUGGAGUAUCUUGGUACAAAGAGAUAUAUCCACAGGGAUCUGGCAACAAGGAAUAUAUUGGUGGAGAAUGAAAACAGAGUUAAAAUAGGAGAUUUUGGGUUAACCAAAGUCUUGCCACAAGACAAAGAAUACUACAAAGUGAAAGAACCUGGUGAAAGUCCCAUAUUUUGGUAUGCACCAGAAUCACUGACAGAGAGCAAGUUUUCUGUGGCCUCAGAUGUUUGGAGCUUUGGAGUGGUUCUGUAUGAACUUUUCACAUAUAUCGAGAAGAGUAAAAGCCCACCAGCGGAAUUUAUGCGUAUGAUUGGCAAUGACAAACAAGGACAGAUGAUUGUGUUUCACUUGAUAGAACUUCUGAAGAAUAAUGGAAGAUUACCACGGCCUGAUGGAUGCCCAGAUGAGAUUUAUAUAAUCAUGACAGAAUGCUGGAACAAUAAUGUAAAUCAACGCCCCUCUUUCAGAGACCUAGCUCUUCAAGUUGAUCAAAUAAGGGACAGUAUGGCUUGAUGAAAGAAAUGAACUUCAUUCUGAGACCAAAACAAACUUACAGAACAAAGUUUUAUAUUUUACAUUGCUGUAGACUACUACUGCGUACAUCAUUAUUAUGUAUAUCAUGAUGCUAGCCUGCAAAAGUAUGAAAAUACCUGCUCAAAACCUUCAAAGUCUAGUGAGUUUACCUUCACGAGGACACCAGCCAAAGACACUGAUGAAAAGUAGAGAGUUUUGUAAACAGUUUUGUGAACCUUAUCAGUCAGUUAACAUUCAUCUUUCUUUGGAAAAAGAAGAAAAAUAGACUUUUUUUCAGCUUGGAAUUAUGAGAUGAAAAAAUUGUAAAUGUUUUAGAUGCGCAGAAUACAUGUGUACAGUUUUUACAACAGUGAAUGUAUAAUACCUUGG